This is a messenger RNA of Alternaria atra, 810 nucleotides long. RefSeq lists its product as uncharacterized. The transcript has 3 exons. The coding region runs from base 1 to 810 and encodes 269 amino acids. The record is from RefSeq and is a predicted model, not a curated record. Gene Ontology annotation, biological process: transmembrane transport. Lineage: Eukaryota; Fungi; Ascomycota; Dothideomycetes; Pleosporales; Pleosporaceae. Gene Ontology annotation, molecular function: transmembrane transporter activity.
AUGCCCGAACUCACGAAUGAUCCAGAAAAAGCCGUGUCAACAGGCACGCCAAUGGCGCCCGAAGCUGCCGUUUCGCAACCACUAAGCACAUUGAGCAAGACUGAGACUAGAGCGUCCGAAAUGUUCGACAGUAUACCCGUGUGGCGCAAAUACAUCAUCGUCUUCGCAACGAGUUGGACGACCCUCGCUGCAUGUUUCUCGAGCACUUCGCUCCUCAGCGCAAGCACGGAGAUAGCAGCGGAUCUACACACCACUCCGGAGGUUGUUAGUCUCUCAACAGCGGGCUUGAUAUUCGCUAUUGGGUUGAGCGCAUUGGUAUGGAGCCCUAUAGCUGCGAUUGUAGGACGAAAGUUAGCGUACAAUGCUUGUCUUGCUGUGUUGUUUAGCUUAACUAUUGGUGCUGCUGUCGCACCGAAUAUGCCUGUAUUUGUCACUAUGCGUGUUUUGUCGGGCUUCCAAGGUUGCUAUUUCCAUGUCGCUGGUCAGACUAUCAUCGCAGAGUACUUUCCUCCCAUUCAACGUGGUACUGCGAACGGCUUCUUCCUAGCUGGAACAGUCCUAGGACCACCCCUCGGUCCCCUAGUAGCGGGCGUCAUGAUGACCUACUCGAGUUGGCGCAGCGUUCUGUGGCUCCAAGUCGCAAUGAUCGGCCUCGCUUUCAUUCUCGCGCUGUUCUUCGUGCCAGCGAGCAGGACGGAUGCACCAGUGCUCACGUUGAACUUGCGAGGCCGAGCUGCGCUGGCUCAGUUCAACCCAACGCCAGUCUUCAAGCAGAUGACCUAUCCGAAUAUUAUAUUCACAGUACGUUGA